AUCCCACAAAUUUCAUAUAAUAAUUUGAUUCUUUCAUUCGUUUUUUUUCAAUACAAAAAUGCAUGUUAUGGAGCUGAACAUGUUGCCAGAGAGCUGCGUUGCUGAGAUUCUGUCCCUCACAUCUCCUUCCGACGCUUGUAAAUCGUCCUUGGUUUCGACUGCUUUUCGAUCGGCGGCGGAUUCCGAUUACGUCUGGGGCAAGUUCUUGCCUUCUGAAUACCAUAAAACUGUGUGGGAGGCUUGUGAUGCAAGUCUCCGGUUUUGUUCAAAGAAGGAGCUUUAUUUCCUCCUCUGCAACCCUCUUCUUAUUGACGAUGGCAAGAUGAGUUUCAGAGUGGAGAGAUCGAGUGGAAGAAUGUCAUAUAUUAUAUCAGCGAGGGAGCUUUCCAUAACAUGGAGCGCUGAUCCAAUGUUUUGGGUUUGGAAAUCCAUCCCUCAGUCAAGAUUCUCGGAGGUGGCCGAACUCAUAACCACAAGCUGGCUGGAAAUCAAUGGCAAAAUCACAACCAAAAUGCUUUCUCCCAACACGAGCUACGGAGCAUAUCUCAUACUUAAAACCACCGAGAGAUCAUACGGACUCGAUGUAAUUCCGUGCGAGACGUCGAUCGAAAUCGGGAGCCAAACGUUGAAGAACACGGCAUGUAUGAGAUGCCAGGACAACAAGAAACAACAAAUGGAGACACUUUAUUCCAACAGGAAAGAGAUAAUGAAAGCGAGGGUGGUUAAAGGAGACGAUAGGGUGAUGAGUAAAAGAGAAGAUGGGUGGAUGGAGAUCGAGCUCGGGGAGUUCUUCAAUGGCGGAAUGUCUGAUGAAGAAGUGAAAAUGAGUUUGAUGGAAAUAAAGGGUCACCAACUUAAAGGUGGUGUCAUAAUCGAAGGCAUUGAAAUCAGGCCAAAAUCAUAGAAAAAAAACCCAGGAACUAGAACAAGAUAUUUACGGUUUGAUCGAGACAGGGAAUUGAUUUUGUUAAUAUAUGUCUAUUAAUUUCAUUUGUUAAAUACGACCAAUAUUACCUUAUCCAGAUGC
Hibiscus syriacus is the source of this 1027-nucleotide messenger RNA. Its product is annotated as F-box protein PP2-B15-like. Gene Ontology annotation, molecular function: protein binding. NCBI's taxonomy places the organism in Eukaryota, Viridiplantae, Streptophyta, Magnoliopsida, Malvales, Malvaceae. The record is from RefSeq and is a predicted model, not a curated record.